Messenger RNA from Oreochromis aureus, 789 nucleotides. RefSeq names its product leucine-rich repeat-containing protein 3-like. Gene Ontology annotation, cellular component: extracellular matrix. NCBI's taxonomy places the organism in Eukaryota, Metazoa, Chordata, Actinopteri, Cichliformes, Cichlidae. The record is from RefSeq and is a predicted model, not a curated record. Gene Ontology annotation, molecular function: protein binding. Bases 1 to 789 code for a protein of 262 amino acids. The transcript has a single exon.
AUGGGGGCCUCUCAAAGGUGCAGGUCAUCCAUAAACCCUUCUUCUUUUAGUUCUCUUUUCUUUGUGGGAACACUUCUCUUCUCUUUGAUGAUGACCGCCUAUGCCUGCCCUAAGCUCUGCCACUGCACAGAGAGGAACGGCAUGGUGGUGCAGUGCACUUCGCGCAACCUGGAGAGCAUCCCGCCGAACUUACCCAAGGACACUGUGGUCCUCCUGCUGUCGUCGAACCGGAUCCGACACGUCCCGAAAGGAGCCUUCGCUGACCUUCACCGCCUCAGGGAGCUGGACCUAUCUCACAACGCCUUGGAGAGUGUAGAGGUCGGUGCCUUUCAGGGGGUUUCCGAAGCCCUGCGGACCUUGGAUCUUUCAAACAACCAUCUGAGCAGCCUCCCCAGGGACACCUUCGCCAAGCUGCACGCCCGAAUCCGCCUCUCCCAGAACCCCUGGCACUGCGAGUGCUCGCUGCAGGAGACACUGAGGGAGCUGAGGCUCGACCCCGAGACGGUGAACGAGGUCAGCUGUUUCACGUCAGAGCAGGAGGAGUACGUGGGACAGCCGGUGAUCCAGGUCCUGGACUCGGGGAUCAACUUUUGCAACUUCCACCACAAGACGACUGACGUAGCCAUGUUUGUGGCCAUGUUCUGCUGGUUCUCCAUGGUGACAGCUUACAUCAUUUACUACAUCAAACACAAUCAGGAGGACGCCAGAAGGCAUAUGGAGUACCUCAAAUCACUGCCCAGCACCUCUCACAUGAGCAAGGACUAUGACACAGUGAGCAGCGUGUUUUAG